GCAUUUCUUUUGCUUAUGUCAUGUUACAGAGGUCAGCACACUUGUUCAGCUAUGGUUGUGCAAAUUCUUCAAGGUUGUGGUUUCCUUGUGUUGAUUCUUAUUCCGAAUUGUGCACAUGGAACAUUGAUGUCACAGUUGAUAAAGACAUGGUCGCUGUCAGCUGUGGAGACCUUACAGAACAGGUACUGACAGCUGAUGAAAAGCGAAAAACCUAUCACUACACACUGAGUAUUCCUACUGCAGCUCCUAAUAUUGCCUUGGCUGUAGGACCAUUUGAGAUCCAUGUGGACCCAGUCAUGCCAGAGGUAACACACUUUUGUCUACCUGGUCUACGCCCAGUUCUCAAGAACACCACAGCAUUUCUCCAUGAGGCGUUUGAAUUCUAUGAAGAAUAUCUGAGUUGUCGUUAUCCAUACACCUACUACAAGCAAGUGUUUGUCGAUCAAGCUUAUGACAUCCUUUCGCCAUAUGCAUCCAUGACAAUUUUCAAUACCGGUCUCUUGCACUCUUCAAGAAUCAUCGAUCAGGGAUUUGAAACAAGGAAAUAUCUCUCUCAGGCAUUAGCUGAGCAGUUCUUUGGAUGUUAUCUCUGUAUACAAACAUGGUCUGAUUUAUGGCUUGCAAGAGGAAUAUCUGGCUACAUGUUUGGUCUAUUUAUGAAAAAGAUGUUUGGUAACAAUGAGUACAGACAUUGGAUCAGAGAAGAGUCAAAACAGGUGUGUCAUUAUGAAAUGCAAGGCCCAGGAAUUCCUCCCCUUCACAAUACAGGAUCAUUAUCAGCUUCGAGUGUAGCAGGCUCGUCCUCAGGUCAGACGCCAGAGUCCCCUUCUGUGGGUGCCCCACACAUGCACCCUCACUUGACCUCAGGAAAGAACUUGGAAAUUAUCUGGAGCAAGUCACAUCUUGUUAUGAGAAUGAUUGAAAUGCGCAUUGGACAGGAACCGUUGCUACAGGUAUUCAACAAACUGUUGUCCCUCGCUAACAGUGCAGCACAGCCCAAGGCUGACUACAGUCUCUGGACAAACCUUCUACUUUCCACUAGUGGGUUCCUUAAGUCCAUAUCAACAGUUUCUGGCAAAGACAUCAAUGUGUUUGUGGAUCAGUGGAUUUGUCAUAGUGGUGUGGCCAAUUUCCAUGGAAGCUUUGUGUUUAACAGAAAGCGCAACAUCGUUGAGCUUCAAAUCAAGCAGGACAUGUCAAGAGGCACAGCAAAAUAUGUGGGACCACUAACGGUAUGCAUACAGGAGCUGGAUGGAUCAUUUAAUCACACUGUACAGAUAGAAGAUGUGUACAGCCGCCAUGAACUACCUUGCCAUUCAAAGAGUCGCAGAAAUAAGAAAAAGAAGAUUCCUCUAAUGACAGGAGAAGAGGUUGAUAUGAACCUUGAUGCAAUGGACUCAGACUCGCCAGUGUUGUGGGUUCGUAUUGACCCUGAGGUGACAUGGUUACGACAAGUUACAUUUGAGCAGCCUGACUACAUGUGGCAAUACCAACUGAGACAUGAGCGAGAUGUCAUUGCUCAGAGUGAGGCUAUUUUGGCACUGGAGAAAUUUCCGACUACAUCAACUCAACAAGCUUUAAUGGAUUUAAUCAACCAAAAUGAGUGCUUUUAUAAAGUGCGACUAGAGGCUUGUUUUUGUCUUGCUAAGAUUGCUACAGCAUGCGCUUCCAGUUGGACAGGUCAUACAACAAUGACUGGGAUUUUCAGGAAUAUGUUUGGUUCACAAUCUUGUCCACACAUUGUCAAAUACAAUGAUUUUUCAAAUUUCAUUGCCUAUUUUAUACAAAAGACCUUGCCUGUAGCUAUUGCAUCAGUGAGAAAUGGUCACUCCCAGUGUCCUCGUGAAGUUUUGCAGUUUAUCCUGGACUUAAUCAAAUACAAUGAUAACAGGCUUAAUAAGUACACUGACAGUCAUUACCGCAGUACCCUCAUUGAUGCACUGGCCAGUACUGUCACACCUGGUGUCUCCAUAGUAACAACAACUAGUGAUGGCAAGACGGUUGUCAAAUUAACAGAAGAAACACAACUCAUUUUAGGAGAAGUGACUCGUCAACUGAAUCUAGAGAAGCUGCUUCCCACUUACAGAUAUGUCGUGUCUGUCAGUUGUUUGAAGGCUCUCAGAGUAUUACAGGUUAAUAGUCACGUGCCUCCUGACCCUGCUGCGUUUGAAUAUUAUGCCAGUUUUGGUCACUUUGAGGAUGUGCGGCUAGCAGCCAUUGAUUGUGUAAAUGAUUAUCGAGCAGCACUAACUGCAGAGAAGACACUAGAAUUUCUCUUAGAUGGUGUCGAGGCUAACCCUGUGCCUUUUUAUAGACACUACACCCUGUGCGCACUGACGAAGAAUCCUCCGUUUUCGAGAAAGUCAGAUUCUCCUCUGAACAAUCUGGAUCUUGUAGAGUGUUUGUGGCGAUUAAUCAAUUCCAGUUCCUCAGUUGAUGCUCGGCUCAGGCGAGACGGAGUCGAGUUGUUCAAUACAUUGUGGGGUCGCCUUACACCUGGCUGUGUUCCCUCUCAGGGGAUGGGUAUCGUAAUAGACUUGAAGGAAAAGAAGAUCAUGAGUCUUUCUCCUCUUCCACCUCCCGCAUCACCGGGAUCUGUCAGCGGCGAGGAAUCCACAGCGUCAAGGAAGAGCCACAAGAGAAAAGCUUCUCGAGCGGCAUCGCCUGCAGAUUUGAGUCAUUUGGAUUCUCAACCCGACACACCCAUGAGUGUUGAGUCCGCGAAUUCUGAAGCCAGCAAACUCCGCCUCAAGAUAAAGAUUGCAGGUGAAGAAAGCGGUGCUGAAAGUGGAGGUGAGGUUCGAAUAAAACCAGAUCCCGAUGGAGGCGUUGCCGGGCACAAAAAACACAAGAAAAAGAAAAAGAAACACAAAAACAAAGAAGACCGGGAGAAAAGGAAACUAAGCACGAGUAGCAGUAACUAUGAUUCACCACUCAUGUUCGACACCAGUCUUACAUAGGUAUCAUUACUCGAAGACGAGGCUGUAAACGUAAUCUUGUCAAUACAAGGCCUGGAAACCAUGUGGUCUGUUCAAUUCUUGCCAAACAUUUCUGCCUUUAGGAGCUGCAACGAAACACAGCAGACUUUGGCAAAGGACACACCCUUCAAAAAAGAGAACAUUUUCAGAAAAACAGUUGAGAGCUAAAUUAUAAUUUAGGAAAUACUUGUAAACUGUUCUAUUAGGCAAGAUGGUUUGUGUGGAUUUUACAUCAAAUGUCUUAAAUAUGAAUGAGCCUUAAGUAACCACACAAAUCUCAAUGUAACAUAUUGACAGUUUGCCAUGAAGCCUGCGAACGCAGACGUAUUUCCGGUUGUCGCUUGUCUCCGCUGUUUAUGUAAUAGGCCUGUAAUCUGUACAUGAGUUGUUGCCUUAGAAAUUAAUCGUUAAAAUAUGUAAAGAAAAAAUAAAAUCAAAUACUGAUGAUAAUAAAGCACAAUCAAGCUCACCCUUGGGAACGUAGGGACGGUUAGUCGGGGCGAGACGAACUACGCAAA
Orbicella faveolata is the source of this 3496-nucleotide messenger RNA. Its product is annotated as transcription initiation factor TFIID subunit 2-like. Lineage: Eukaryota; Metazoa; Cnidaria; Anthozoa; Scleractinia; Merulinidae. The record is from RefSeq and is a predicted model, not a curated record. Gene Ontology annotation, biological process: transcription initiation at RNA polymerase II promoter. Gene Ontology annotation, cellular component: transcription factor TFIID complex. Gene Ontology annotation, molecular function: metallopeptidase activity; RNA polymerase II general transcription initiation factor activity; chromatin binding.